AAAUUAUCCUGAUGGCUGCUUAACAAAUGGAUGUGAAAUAUUGAGCUAAGCUUAAAUGUUUUCAUUUUUCAAAUGUAUGUGCCCUCGUAAUCGUAAAUUCAACAUGAUUAACACCAUCAAACACAAUUUCUUCUCUAUGUGAUGUAAGAAUAAUAUUGGCUGUCCUAUGGUCAAGCUUAUAACUGCUAGCGAUCCAAUCCAUUUAUUAAGCCCCACCCUAUUUUUUUCACUCAAAUAUAACUGAAAGAACACAAUCACAACUGCAGUUUCAUGCCGACUGUAAUUCUUGUCUAAUUAACGCUCAUGUCUGCUUUUUUUAUUGACUUUUAUAUUAUUAUUACAAAAUUGGGUCUUGUGCUUAUUCAAAUAUGUUCUAGAAUAAACAAAUGUAUUGCAAAAUGAAUUUAGCAGCAGCUAAUGACUUGUGAACCUAAUUCACACCCUUCGAAAUACAGACUGUUUCUAUUUUUGGAUGUUCUCAUCUUAUGCAAAUCGAAAGCUUUGUUUACAACUUUAAUGAAAUGCAAAUUGAAUAAAGUUUCUUGUUCCCUUUUUUUAUUAAGAGGAACUCUAAAUGACCGCCAACGUCUCUGUGCCCUGAUGGGAGAGUCACUUGUGAAAGAUGUUGACAAGCAAAAACCACAUCAAAAUCCGGAAGUUGACGGAGUUAACCCAUGAUGGGGACCUUGUUGUGGUUACACGUCAGAGGCUCUCUUUAGGCAUUGCGUUCGUGUAACAGAAAUGAAAACGCUCAAGCCUGUAAGAGUUAUUUUGGGGGAGUUCCUGAGGUGAGUACCAGAAAUGUACAUAGAUCUUCCUGAGGGUGGAAAGUGACGGGGGUGGUCAAAACAGCUGCCAGAUGUGGAGGAGUCCCAUGAGCCCCGUCACAUUCCCACAGACAAUGCGUGGCCUGUGAAGUCGCCACAGGAAGUGAGGUCAGGGUUCCUGACCCCUCCUCCGAUCUGACAGAAAUGCAGAGUUCAAAUUGGUGUCUUUCAGACAUCUUGGAGAUGCAACAUUUAUGGCAGUAAAUGUACACAAACUGUCUGACAGGUAUUGCGCUGUAUUUAGCAUCUGUGUAUAACUGCCAUGCAAAGUGAAAUCUGAUAUCACAGAUCCAGAUUUUUCUUGAUUGUUUCUCAAACAAAAUCGCUUCAAAGGGAUGUUUAACCUGUAAUAUCAGGUGCUUUCUAGUGGAUGUAUCGUUACUCUUGACUCACUUAUUUCCAUAUACGCUAAAGGGGCUUAUCAUGAAAAAGUUAACCAUAUGUUUCUUAUUAGGAGGAGUUUUAACUAACAACAAACAAACCUUGGAUUGUAAUGCGGUUGAAGCAUAUCAUUUAUGAUUCACUUUUGCCCUCUUUACACAAACACGAUACAACAUUGCCCCAAUCACAAACAAGCCUAGACCAAGCCGCACACACCUGAGGCGAAACUUGUUCAUCAAGACAAAAAAAAACUCAUGAUACUCUCAGACACCAUUGCAUCUGAUUACUAUAAAAAUAAGGGGAAACCAAAUGAGUCAGCAAAGGUCCUGCCUGCUUUUCUCCUUCACACAUGUGAGGACAGAUGCAAGUAUGACUGACGUGUGACCACUUGCAUUUGAAACAAUAGGCUCUUGGUUCGAUGAAGAUGACGUCAUUUCAAAAGUCACCCUUGAGCUGUCAUUAAAAGUUAUUAGAGUCACAAGAUUUGAUGGGGAACCGUAUUGAAAUGUGAGAAAACGACGAGGACAAAACAACGAAGUGCGGAGCGGAAGUGAGGAGGUGGAACCCAAAAAAGGACGAAAAACAUCUGGACCUCAUUUGUACCCUGGGGGAAAAUAAAAUGAAAUACCUCCAUAAAUCGGAAGUUUUAAAUCUUAACGUUCUCAUUGAGUGGCGAAAACUUUCUUUUUGAGGCCGUUUGCAUUAUACAUGUGGUCGUCACAAAUGCAUUUGUGUGGAAACGCAAAUAAAUCAUUACCCGGGCACCCUGCUCAGCGCUGGGAAUGAAAGUGGAUGAGCGCGUGCGAUUGUGUGUGUGUGUGUGUGUAAUACGUGAACGUGUAGCCUCUCGCAGCGCGAGCCCUCUGUUGUUCACUGAGGGAGAAAGACUCUGAGAGAGCGGCAACCGGGAUUUAACCUGAAUCACGUUUUUUUUGGCAUUUUAACAAUUCAACGCAAACUGACGCGUCCUGAGGUCGACGAGACAGGCGUCGACUCUUCUCUGCGUUUUGACGGUUAUCACAGACAUGACUUUACUAACAGUCGCACUGUACACAGUAACGUCCUGAUGUUUUGACUUUUCAAACGUCGUUUUGUAACGUUCGUUCAAUUCUUCUGACGACCUGAACCGGAUCAAGCGAACGGGAAUAACUUCAGCUCAUGUAAACUUUGUAAAUGAAUAUCAGCUCCAGCGGCUCGCUUUUCUUCUCCCUGCCGGGCAUCGCACAUGGGGUGAUACAGAGUAGCUUCCUGGGCCGCUGAGACGUGACAUUGGGCGUCUCAUUUAUUCUGCCCCCGCUGGCCCAGACAAGCUCGGACAGGCUGCCCUCUGAAUGUCUUCCAGUCACAAAGCUGCAGGACUUUGCCCAACCGUCAUCAUGAGCAAAUACUCCCAGUACUUCAACAAAACCCUCAUACAGGUCCACUAUCACAGCGCUAAGGAAAUGACCAAUGAAGAACUUAAGGAGCGCAUCUCAAAUAAAGAAGGCUUCAGUUCUUUGAACAUUAUAUUUGUCAUCAUCUGCAGCAUCAUCAUCAUGGAAAACCUUCUGGUGCUCAUCGCAGUGUUUCGCAAUAAGAAGUUCCACUCGGCCAUGUUCUUCUUCAUCGGGAACUUGGCCUUCUCUGACCUGCUGGCCGGCUCUGCUUAUAUUGCCAACAUCUUCCUGUCAGGACCUCGGACAUUUGAUCUAGUUCCUGUUCAGUGGUUCAUAAGAGAAGGCACGGCUUUCAUCGCACUGGCCGCCUCGGUGUUCAGCCUGCUGGCUAUCGCUAUAGAGCGCUACAUCGCCAUCACCAAAGUCAAGGUCUACGGCUCCAACAAAACCUGCAGGAUGUUUCUUCUGAUUGGAACAUGCUGGGUCAUGUCUAUUCUCCUCGGAGGUCUACCAAUCCUCGGUUGGAACUGUAUUAACAACCUGGAGGAUUGCUCCGCUGUACUGCCUCUCAACUCCAGAUACUACAUCCGGUUUGUCGUCACCAUCUUCACCAUCAUCUUGCUGUCCAUCGUGAUCCUAUACGUUCGCAUCUACCUUAUUGUACGCACAAGCCACCAAGAGGCCACCAACUCUCCAGCCUACGCUCUCCUGAAAACCGUCACUAUCGUGCUGGGCGUGUUCAUCGUAUGUUGGCUGCCUGCCUUCACCAUUCUCCUGCUGGACACAUCCUGCACCGUGAAAAAAUGCCCUAUUCUCAACAACGCCACUAUAUUCUUCAGCAUCACCACUCUUAACUCUGCGCUGAACCCGCUGAUCUACACGAUGCGGAGUAAGGACAUGAGGAAGGAGUUCAUCAGGGUUCUCUGCUGCUGGGGGCUGCUGAAUUGCGGCAGACCUCCGCACCGCUGCAUGGUGCCGCUCAAGAGCUCAAGUUCGAUGGAGCACUGCACGAACAAACACGAACAUCAGUCGACUCCCAUCAUGCAGGACUGCACUACCUGUGUCUGAACUGUGUUCGGAGACGAGGAAAUGAGAAGGUGAGGAGAGAUGAUGGUAUGUGAAGAAUGAAUCCAACACACAGAAGACAGAAGGGUGCAUGCUUUCAAGAAACGAGAAUCACACUUUUUGCAGACUGUUCAAUUCAAAGCAAAUAUCAGACGUGGUACCUUGUGUCUUUUGUUGCUUUAAUUCUUGCAAACGUUUGUGACCAUCCCAGAACAAGACUUGAGCCGCACACUUGACAUUUUGUUAGACCUUGUGGCCUUGACAUCUGUGCAAACAAAACCAAACUCAAAUGGGAAUGAAUGCAUUUUAGCUCUUCAGACAAUUUGUGUGCGUGUAUGGAUGACAAAAAUAAACAUGCAUUUUCCUUCUUAAAUCAAAGUUGAAGAUAUUGCACUUUGUAGACUCCUAGGCAGUUUGCCGUGGUUUAUCUCUCAAAUACUGACCAGUCUAUCAGAAGUCACAUACAAGAUCCUAUUUGAUGUAGGCCGUCAUUGUCAGACACAUAUUAAACUGUAAGGAUUAACAGUGUACUCCAUGUGACCCAAACCACCAUGCAUGCUUGCAGAAAUGUAUUUAUCGAAUUACUUGAUAUACAUAACACCCUUUGAUAACAGACAAAAGUAUUCCGCUUCAUUGUAAUUGCAUGAAAGUCUAACCUGUGUAAAAAACUAGUAUGUAUGGCAAACUUAUGUACAAUGUUACUCUUCAUCUUUUGGCUUCCUGAGCUAACUGUACCUUACUGUUUUAUAUUUCCUUAACAUUCCUAAUGUUUCAUAAGAGGAACGCGAAAGCAGUAUAUAUUUUACUGUACUGUUCCUCACAGCAGCCAGGCCUGUUGACACGACAACGUUGUAGCAACGCUGCGGCAGCGUAUGCUUUCUACUUCGUGCCCUCUUCACGAACGGAACUGAAUAUGAGAAUGAAGUGUUAGGAGCGAACAUUUCGCUGAUCGACAGUAUUAGGCAACAUCAUUCUUCUCCUGUGGAGUAUUGAGGUUUUAGCAACAUAAACAAGAGGGCUCUGUCACUGUGAAGUCUUGAUGACAUGUAAAGUUCAUUAAAAAUGAUCAGAUUAGGACAAACUGAGCAAGUCUGCCAUCUUUUUAUAGGUCGCGUGUCUUCUGAAGAGUUGGAACUUCCUGCAAACAAAGGAAGUCCAGUGUUUCGUAUUCUUCCUGUUGUUUAGGACUGACCUUUAGUAUUCUCAUUUGUUACUGUCAUAAAACGCAAACACUUUCGCCCACGCAGUCGUCCGCGUUCAUUGUAUGAUACUGACAUGUUUUAGUUUCCUCUGUCGGAUGAUCUUUGUAUGUCGACAGAGAAAGCACUUUGGCAGCUCUUCAAAUACCCGCCUAAUGUAUUUCCUUUCUUUUUUGAUUUGCAUGAAGACUUAUUCGAGUCAGUGUGAGCAUCCCUUUCACCCCGUUCAAUGUAAAACAUUGCCUACCCUGUGUUUUUUUUUUUUUAAUAAUAAAUAUAUGAAAGUAUGUAUGUAUGUAUCUAUCUAUGUACAGUUUGUAUGAAAUCUGUAUACGUAUAGAAUGUCUUGUGUGCAAUAGCCUUGUGUCUAGUAGCCUGUGCUUAUUCGGUACCAACCCAAACACUAAUGUAGGUACAUAAACAUUAGUUCAUUCCGUUUUUUUUUAUAAAUGAAAUACAAAAAAAUUA
Messenger RNA from Triplophysa dalaica, 5316 nucleotides. It is a transcript of the gene s1pr2, whose product is annotated as sphingosine-1-phosphate receptor 2. Bases 2540 to 3652 code for a protein of 370 amino acids. The record is from RefSeq and is a predicted model, not a curated record. Gene Ontology annotation, biological process: sphingosine-1-phosphate receptor signaling pathway. NCBI's taxonomy places the organism in Eukaryota, Metazoa, Chordata, Actinopteri, Cypriniformes, Nemacheilidae. The transcript has 2 exons. Gene Ontology annotation, molecular function: sphingosine-1-phosphate receptor activity. Gene Ontology annotation, cellular component: membrane.